Messenger RNA from Rotaria sp. Silwood2, 897 nucleotides. The record is from the annotation of a GenBank genome assembly. Lineage: Eukaryota; Metazoa; Rotifera; Eurotatoria; Philodinida; Philodinidae.
AUGUUAAUCGAAUGGCUUAUUCUUGUAACAUCUAUAUUAUCUAUAUUAAUAUCUAUUUCAUUUGUAUUAUUUGUUAUAUUUGCAUCAUCAAUACAUUCAGCUAGUAUUGCAUUAACAUGUCAUUCAAGUAUAACAGUUAUCAUGGCAAAUACAUUUCUUCUUCUAAAUGCUAUAUUUAUGUUAAAAAUUAAUUUAGAAAAUAAUCUUUGGUGUGAAAUAAAUGCUUAUUGUUUUCAAGUAUCAUUAAUAUUAAUUUAUCAUUCAUAUUAUUUACAAGCAUUUCAUCGUUUUACAUCAGUUGUAUAUCAUCAUACAAUUUAUUUUCGUACUUAUCAUAUAUUUCUUGCUAUUCUUAUUUUACAAUGGAUAUUUGCUUGGUUUUAUCCAUUUCGUUUAUUAAAACUUGGUUUAUUUACUUAUAAUCCCAUUAUUAAUGCAUGUCAUUUAAAUUGGAAUUUAUCUUUUGAAUUAUUUUUACUCUUAUCUAUAGAGUAUUUUAUUCCAUUAAUAAUUGAUGCUAUUUUUUAUAUAUCAGUUAUAAAACAUGCACAUUUACAUAUUGCUCAAAUUACACAUCAUUCUCAUAGUCAACAUCGAAAUCAAAUAAUUAUAUCUCAAGAACAACGACGUAUUAAUCGUGAAUUUAAAAUGCUUAAACGUAUUAUUAUUUUUUAUCUAGCACUUGUAAUUAUGAAUUUUCCAAGUUUAAUUUUAACUAUUAUUUCUGCAGUAGAUUUACAACAUAGUAUAUCAUUAGAAUAUUCAUAUAAAAUUAUAUUAGUAUUUAUUAGUUGUAUAUUAUUACUUAUUUCAAUAUUUCAAUUUAUUUUGACACCAAGUGUUAAAACAUUAAUUCAUGAUUUUAUUAAACGACGAACAAAUCAAGUGUUUGGAUAA